Messenger RNA from Pedinophyceae sp. YPF-701, 1026 nucleotides. NCBI's taxonomy places the organism in Eukaryota, Viridiplantae, Chlorophyta, Pedinophyceae. The record is from the annotation of a GenBank genome assembly.
AUGGGUUCGGCAGUGGAACCGAAGCUUCUGAAGCUCAGGAGUGGCUGGGAGCUGCCGUCGAUCAGCCCCGGGUGCCUGAUCGUCGAGGCGUACCUGCGCUUCCUCAACAAGCCGUUCGACGUCGAGGAAUUCGACUCGGCGCGCCGCUGCCCCGUCGGAAGGCUCCCCGCGCUCGACACGCAGGGCGACGUGGUGUGCGCGGGCCCCGGCAGCGGCGUCCCGAGCGCGUCCUGGCCCGCGGUUCCCGCAAUGCGCGGGGUCCCGUGCGAGUUCGACGACGCUAUUUCCAUCCUGCGCUACCUCGCCGCGCACCAAAUGGACCUCGACGCGUCUCUGGACGCCGCCCAGAGGGCCCAGGCCACCGCCAUCGUCACGAUGCUCCUCACGCACGUCGCGCCCGCGGUGCUGCACUGCACCUGGGUCGACAGCGCCUCCUUCUCUUCCCACACGCGCCCCGCGCUCGGCAAGUCGCUGCCGUUCCCCCUCUCGUGGACCGCCCCCGCCAUGCAACGGCGCAGCAUCGCGGGCGCGCUCGGCCACCUCGGGCAGGACCAGAUCUACGGGGAGGCCUCGCACGCGCUGCACGCCCUGCAGGACAUCCUCGCGGCGGGGAAGGGCCCGUACCUCACCGGGGAGAGGCCCUCCUCGGCGGAUGCGGUGGCGUACGGGCUGGUGGGGUACCUCCGGGCGGCCCCGGUGACGCCGCCGGACCUCGCGAGCGACCUGGAGCGGUGCGGCAGCGUCACGGCGCUCGUCACGCGCAUCGCCACGGAGCACAUGGGCGCGCCCCUGCCGGCGGUGACACCCGGUCAGCAGUACACGGGGCAGGGCGGUCCGCGGAAACCCAAGCGGGAGGAGCCGACGCCCGCGGAGCUGAGCCAACGGAAGUACAGUCGGAUGUGGAUCGCGGGCGUGGCGGUGAUGGCCGUCGCGUACACCAUUCUCGGCGGCAUGAUCACCCUCGAGGUGUCAGACCUGGCGUUCGACGAGCACGAGGACGUGGACGACGACGACGACAUGGAGUGA